Molecule: messenger RNA, 1428 nt
Organism: Saxophila tyrrhenica
Lineage: Eukaryota; Fungi; Ascomycota; Dothideomycetes; Mycosphaerellales; Extremaceae
Exons: 3
Coding region: 1-1428 (475 amino acids)
Source: RefSeq, a predicted model, not a curated record
AUGCAAGCAGCACACGGGCCGAACGCAUUGACAAAAUCCUCCAAGCAAUCUCAUUGGGACCACAGAGAGCUGGGCAGGGCUGACUUCGAUGUCACCCUGAAUUGUCGAAUAGCUGUGAACGUGGCCCAAGAAGUAUACAACCCCGAGCAGCUGGAGUCAUUUGUCCUUGCAAACACCAGAUUGGCGGUAGAGGACGCUUUGGAGACGACCUUCUUCGAGUCAUCCAUCCUUGCAGUGACGGCAGGUACGCGUCGUCAAGCUCCCCAUGCCAUCCUCCAGCAGCCAGGAAAGGUUCCACAGCCACCUCUGGAACAGAACAUACUAGCCUCACCAAGAGUGCUGCAGAGUUCAUUGCCUCCAUCUUCCGCCCUUCAGAACAAGAGCAAGAAAAGAACGGGAGAGCGUCUCGUGAAGCAGCCUCCGCGCAAACGAACACAGCGCAAUCAGCCAGCAGUGGAAUACUCCGAGAAUGCCGCACGCUCGAUGUGUAGACCAGACGGCACAUGCAGCGCCAAGCCAGAGCCACCAGUGGACGGACAACAGCUUCGGCGGGAAUCCAAGGUAGUAAGUCUCAUCGCGGCAGGAGUACAAAAACUUCUGAACGACGACACUGCCUGGCAAGCCUGGGAAUGCGACCUCGAAUCCAUCAAGCCUAGUCCUCAGACUGGAUAUACUGCUGCCCAUUUCUCACAGUAUGGGGCUGUCCUGAGGCAACGGUCAUGGCUGUCGCACUUCCUGGCGAUUUGUGCUGCUGAGUUAGGAGAAAAUUCCGAGGACAGACAACAGAGCAUCGAGCUGGAAGGCCCGAGCAACAUGCGUAUUGGAAAGUUCGGCAGGCAUCACCGGCGCAAGCUAGUGGGCUUCGUGCUAAGCAUUAUCAACAUGCUUUCGUUCGAAGUGGGACCAUCAGCUUACCACGUUCUCUCGGCACUUUCUGUGGCGAACCGUCCGUUGAAGGAUGGCGUGUCACGCAGCAUGAACUGGGACGGCGUAGUUGAAAGUGCAGGCAGGAUUGCUCGUCAGCUAGCCGAAUUGCCAGACUGGAGCAAGCUACCAAUCGAUGCAGUACUGGAUCCAUCCACCUUGUUCUGUUCUGGGGACAGCAAGUUCGGGGCCAUGUCAAGAACGUUGGACUGGAGGAUCGAUCAAGAAAGAGAGCGUCAGAUUACAAGUUCAGCCCGGGACCACGAUCCAACCGGGGAUUUGUCGCAGCCUGCUCAUUCUUUGCCGCAGGACGAAACGCUCGAAGCCGCGCCUACGCACGCUCAACAGUCUGCGUGCUGUCAAAAUCAGCUCACGCAGCCAGAAGAGAGCGCGCACAUCUUUGGGGCAUUCACAUGGGGAACACCGGGAGCACCGAUCGACUUCAACGCUGGCUUCAGAUUCGUCCUCGAAGACACCUUCAAUGACUUCAGCGAUAUACAAUGA